UCUCUCUGGAAUUCCGCAGUCAUUCUGCCUCCGGUCAUGGAUUCGAGGCCAUCAUCUCCUCCAAAAUCUCCUAAUUCAAGCCUUCCUCAAAAAAGGGUCCGUAGAGAUAGAAAACCAAAGCCCUAUAGAGGUGUUAGAAUGAGGGCUUGGGGCAAAUGGGUGUCUGAAAUAAGGAUUCCAAAAACGGGAAGAAGGAUAUGGCUGGGCUCCUAUGAUGCCCCAGAAAAGGCAGCUCGAGCCUAUGAUGCUGCCCAAUAUUGCAUUCGUGGUGAUGGUGGUCCAUUUAAUUUUCCAGCAAAUAAAAAGCCACAGCUUCCUGAGGGUUCUUUGGAUUCUUUGUCAAAGGAGGAUAUACAAACUAUUGCAACAAACUUUGCAGCAGGUGCAUCAGCCUCCUCACCAGUUGCUGCACCUGCAACAACUCAGGUAUCUGUUAAUACACCAGCUUCCUUUGAUUUUCCAGUUUCAGGUUCCUGUGUGACUAAAUCUGAGGUGGCUGGGGAACCUUAUUUUCCAUCAACUGCCAUCGAAGAAGCUGCCAAUUCAGUGGAAAAUUUACAGCUAGAUGAUUUCCUCAUGCUGGACAUAGAAUGGAUAAGUGACUUACUUUAGGAGAUUCUGCAGUUUUUGCUUUGUAAAUAACAAAUCUCCCUAUAUUUCCUUAUUGCAUGUUUGCUAUGCCUAGUCUCCCUGGAAGGUAAUACUUGUUUUUUUCUCAUCAGCCUCCACGUUUUUAAUUUGUUCGUCCUUUUUGUAUCAGUGCUUCUUGAUUACAUGUUAAUAUGGUAUCUGGUUCUACUGUA
Molecule: messenger RNA, 803 nt
Organism: Carica papaya (papaya)
Lineage: Eukaryota; Viridiplantae; Streptophyta; Magnoliopsida; Brassicales; Caricaceae
Product: Integrase-type DNA-binding superfamily protein
Biological process (GO): regulation of DNA-templated transcription
Molecular function (GO): DNA binding; DNA-binding transcription factor activity
Source: RefSeq, a predicted model, not a curated record